AUGUGUGGUCAGAACCAGAACAAGAUCCAAACUGAUGAGAUAACCAGAUCCAGACUGACGGGAUGUGUGGUCAUUGUAUUUGUGAACCCUGCAGGUAAAGAAGAUGGGAAGUCCUGUCAGAAGGUGACAGUAAGGAUGACGAUACGGAAGAACGACUGUCGCAGUAACAGACCGGUCAACAUAGUGUCAUGUGACGGGAAGUGUCCGUCGGCCAGUAUUUACAACUACAACAUCAACACGUACGCCAGGUUCUGUAAGUGCUGCCGUGAGAUGGGGCUGCAGAGGCGCUCCGUGCAGCUCUACUGCAGUGGCAACUCCACGUGGGUCAACUACUCUAUACAGGAACCCACCGACUGCUCCUGCCAAUGGUCUUAG
Messenger RNA from Oncorhynchus keta (chum salmon), 375 nucleotides. RefSeq names its product otogelin-like. Bases 1 to 375 code for a protein of 124 amino acids. The record is from RefSeq and is a predicted model, not a curated record. Gene Ontology annotation, cellular component: bursicon neuropeptide hormone complex; extracellular region. The transcript has 3 exons. Gene Ontology annotation, biological process: G protein-coupled receptor signaling pathway. Gene Ontology annotation, molecular function: neuropeptide hormone activity; G protein-coupled receptor binding. Lineage: Eukaryota; Metazoa; Chordata; Actinopteri; Salmoniformes; Salmonidae.